UUCCCGCCUCCGGGCCUGGCGCCUCCGGGACGCGGGGCGCCAGGCGGGCAGCUGGGCCGGCUUCGCGGUGCAGGCCGCGGCGUGCGAGGUCCGGAUCGGGUUGGUGGCUGGGGCAGGUCGCUGUCACGGGAGAGGGUCAUGGCCCCCGGGAGGCGCCUCCGGCGCGUGCCUGGCGCUUGUUGCGCCCUGCGUUCCUCGAGAGCCAGCGGGCGCAGGUCGGGCCCAGUUCAUGGUUCUCCAGAAUGACAGCUCCCAAGAUUGACCAGGUAGUUGAACCAACAACCAUUGAGACUGUCAGAGAAGCCCAGCUCUGGGUCCAUCGUAUAAGCUGUGAGCAGACAAUUUGGUCUCACUAGAGAGCCCUGGCUAGCCAGGAACUCACUAUGUACAGAGCAGGCUGUCCUGAUGCUUGGAUUGAAAGUGUGCAUCACCGUGCCCAGCCCUCGCAGCCCAUUUUAAAAGCUGGCGGAAGAUGCUCUGAAGUGCAGAGCGAAAGAGUGAAGACCUCAUCCCCGAAGCCGUGCUCCUGAGACUUUCAAGAUGUGAAACAGGCUGCCGGAUAAGCCCAGCCUCUCAGUCCCCAGCCUGCCUGCUAGGAUGUUCCUCAUGAACGCCCCUCCAGUGGUGGCGCUCCAGUCCAGAUGGGAGGCCUUUGGCCAGCCCAGGAGCUUCUGCUUUCCAGACUGCUUCUCAGAGUCUAAAGAGGACACCUCCAGGGCUUCAGUGAGUGCAAGGGUACAGAUGCUUAUCAGCACCCUGCAGAGAGACGAGGCUGCCCUGGGCAUGAACCAUGAGCGUGUCACACAGAGAGGCCAACGUGCAGAGAGGUCCCGGGACACCAGGCUGGCCCCCAAGCCUGCUAUGUGCAGAGAGCAGCCAGAGUUCCCUGCCUGUGGUCUUGUUGCAAACCGCAGCCCCCUGGAGAAAGAUGAAGCUGGGAGACGUGGUCCCUUAGAGCUGGACUCUGACAGUGAUGACUCGGUGGACCGGGACAUUGAGGAGGCUAUCCAAGAGUACCUGAAGGCAAAGGGUGGGGCUUCCGAACCUGUGUCCCAGGGGGUCCCCUCUGUCCCAGAGCCUGCCCACAGCAGUGCCCUGCCCAUCCCGUGUCCCUCACAGCUCACUCCUGGCUCAGGCAGCGUUCCUGUGGGUGCCAGUGAAGACCAGGGCUCCACCUCCCCAGCUAGCAUGAGCAGCGAGGACUCCUUUGAACAGAGCAUCCGAGCUGAAAUAGAACAGUUUCUUCAUGAGAAAAGACAGCACGAACACCCAAAGUGUGAUGGGUCUGUGGAUAAGAAAUCAGGCCCAAACGAGAGCCCUGCGAGACUUAGAGGAAACCGAGAAACCUCAGCCAGGGCAGCUCUGAUAGGAACCUGUAAGGAGUUCCUCUUCCGAAAACCUCCCAGGUUAACAAAGGUGAGCACACAGCCGAGAAACUCACAGCCUAAGCUCACCACGGAGCCUGAGACCCCGGCGAGCACAAAGCUGGCCGCCCACAGACCAGAGGCUGCCCAGAGCAGGGGCGGAAUGAGGAGAGGGGUGCCUGCCAGGCGUAGCAAGCGCAUCAGGAGCUCAGCCCCGGUGCACCAGGCAUCAGACUCCAGCAGUGACGACGGCAUUGAGGAAGCCAUUCAGCUGUACCAGCUAGAGAAAACCAGGAAGAAGGCCAGUGGGGACCAACCUCUGAGAGCCCAGCCGAAAGAGGAAAGCCCUGGUAGUACCCAGCCAAGUGCCUUGCCUGAAGCCCACAGGAGACCCCCUAGCAAGAAAAAGCUGGCAGUUCCAAAGGUUAUAGACACCACCCAGGGGGGCCUCCACCCUGACCCCCUCUCUAAGCUCCUAACAGAUUCGAGAACCUCUGUACCUUCAGGACACACAGCCGCCAAGAGUGACGCCGUGCUGCACCAGGCCUCAUGCCUAGCAGACACAUCCACCGAGCUGAUGUGCGCAGAAGCAAUCCUGGACAUCUCCAAGACCAUCCUGCCAGCCCCCAUGGAAGGACAUGACAGGCCACCAUCCAGGAACCUACUCUUCUGUCCCCAACCCAUGCCUCCCCGCUCUGAAGGUGACAGCAGCAACGUUGACAGUGACGACAGCAUCGAGCAGGAGAUCCGGACCUUUUUGGCCCUCAAGGCACAAGUAGGGAGUCCUCAGCCUGCCCAGGAUCCACUGCCCUCACCUGGCCCCAGCGGCCAGCCUGGCGUCCCCAAGGCUAAAACACCAGAUCUCCCUCUGGGCUUCAGACGGAAACGGAGAGGUGGGGGCAGCACCACAGUGCCCAAGAAAAUAAGGGAGGGUAGAGAAAGCGCCCAGGAUGGUGACCACAUCCAGGGGAAGGUCCAGCAUGGCCAUGAUGGCUGGGACCCUCUCGGGCAGAGCAAAAUCACAGAGACCCCAGGAGGAGAGGCUGAAGCCAAGGAGCCGCCCGUCUCUUCCAGGACAGUCGGGCUCAGUGAUACACACCUAUCACAAGGCCAUGGAGCCCUUGGGAAGGCCAGUGAGAAGGAAAGCUCUGAGGAUAAGAGCAGUUCUCUGGACAGUGACGAGGACCUGGACAUGGCCAUCAAGGACUUGUUAAGAUCCAAGCGGAAGUUUAGGAAGAGGGGCCGGGACCCACGGGCUUCGUGUAAGAAGGUCAGAUUUGGCAGCGCAGAGACUCGGUGUGGGGAGAAACUGAGCAGCCUUCCAGGGGACUGGAAGGACCACAGACAGCAGGCACUACGGAGCUGUCUGCACAAGUGCAGAGGGGACAGCAAAGAUGUCCCGGGGAGAGGCCCAGGAAGCACCUGCAGCAGCGUGACAGAGAGGGGGAAGCUGGGUGGCACAGGGGUUGAGGAUGCCAUCCCCACCUUUCUCUCCAAGAGGAAAAGUCCAGAAGGGGUUCCUCCCUCCAAGGACACAGGAGUUGGCCACCCUCCUUCAGCCUCCAGCCCCACAUCCGAGGACAGCACAGUGGACAGUGAUGAUAGCAUUGAGCUGGAGAUCAGGAGGUUUUUGGCAGAAAAGGCCAAGGAGUCUGUACGCAACUCGGAACCUCAAGGAGUCCCUGCCAAGCCGGAGAUGCCCUGUAGGAAAGAGCCAACGCCGGGGUUGCAGCCUGGAGUGUGCACACGGAGCCAAAAAGCCAGGGGAACCCCUCAGCUGGCAGAAGGAAGGAGAGGCCCAGAGAGAGCUCGGACACAGGCAACCAGCCUCUCGAGCCAGACUGGGAGGGGCGCCCUCCGUGCGGAGCAGGCCACCCACCUCACCUCUGCCCUGGGCCGAAGCGAGCCAGCACUACCCAAGAACACCAGCAAGAACAGCUCUGCCAAAGCCUCUCCGCCCAGCAGGAAAAGUGCUAACGUUCACAAAGACCACAGCCCACAGGGGAUCCAGACUGCAAUGGCAGAAAGUGUGUUCGGUCAGCUGCCCAGCUGUGCCACAGUGGCUGGAAGCACCAGAGGGACCUUUCACCUGAACUGUGGCAGUCAGAACUUGCUAACCCCCAACCCCGGGUCCCAGGCUGACCUCUCCCUCCCUUGGAGUGAUUUUGCACAGCAGAGCAGGCUCUCCAGCCCAUGGAUGCUGAACUCGGGUCAAGGCACAGUGUGGACAGGGGUCUUUCGGGGUGAGAAAGAAAAGGGGACCACACCACAGGCUGGGGACCCACCCAGCCUCUCCUCAGGCCCCAGGAAGGGCCUGCCUUUCCUUUCCACGCAGCUCUUCCACUUUGGGAAGAAUGUUUCCUGGGGAGGCAAGCAGGCUGGCUUCUUCAGCCCCAGUCUGGGCCUACCUCUGCAGGGUCCAGCUUUCUCAGCCUUCAGGGAGACCCAGCCUGGCCACAACCCUGUAUUUGGAAGCCCACACUUGCUAAUGAAGGACAGUGGGAACUGGCCAAGCCGGAAGGCUCAGGGGACCCUGAGACAGCAGGACAGGAGGAAUUCUGGCUCUGAGGACAAAGUCCUAGACCUGAGAUAUCGGCACAGGGUUGACAGGGAGCAGCAGGACCAGGAGACCUUGGGCAGUGAUGCCAGCGAAUUCAGUGACACCUCCAUGGAGGAUGGGGGCAGUGCCACAGUGAGCAGUAAAGGCCUCAAGUUGUGACAGACACGGCUCUUGCCAUAGCCGUGGGAAGCAGUGCUUGUGUCUUAUAUGAUGUGCGUGUGUGUUUGCCUGUCUGUGUGCGUGUGCCUGUGUUUGUUUGCCUGUGUAUGCCUGUGUGUGUGUGAGGCAGCAUAGAGUAGUAGGGGGUCCUGACAGUUAAAGAGCAAAACUUGGGUCCCUUCCAUGCAGCACCCCCUGCCCCUGUAUAAAUAUGUACACUAACCUCAAAUGACAUUUUUAUUUAAUGAAUGUGUCCUGGUACAUAAUAGGUUUUGUAGGGAUUUUUGUAAAUUAUUUUAAAAGUGCUGUACAAAAUACUUUUUGAGAACGUUGCUCAGUCUCGCAGGGUGUUCCUAGCUGCAACGCCUCUGUGCUCUCCGUGCAUGUAUGGUAGAUGAGUAAACACUUGGUUCCAAGUGUCCCUGUGAGGGUCAGAGACAGAGGCUGGAACCGGUCACCAUUUCUAGGGCAAGUAUUCAGGCUGGAGAUAGCAGCUAUCCACCUUGGACGUGCUAAUGUGGUUGGUGUGUCGGGAUACCACUGGGCCAGACGCUGUCUCUGGAUGCUGUAGUCAUGGCCUAUAAUUGGAUAGCAUUUCAAAGCACAGCAGCCAGCAAAUAGCUAACCAGCCGCCCCUGUGUAGGGUGGGAAUCCGGCUACUGGCUCUGUAGUUCAGCUGAGCCCAGAUCAUCCAGUAUCCGGUUGCUGGGGGGUCCUUAACAUCCAUAUAAACCCCUUCCUGUGUGAGCUACAGAUUCACUUUUAAUCAUGGCUCUAAAAGGAGAUCCCACAUUCCUUUUGACUUGUCCUUAUCUUGAUCUGUGUAUGGGAGAGUAUUGAGGCCAUGAGAUGACUUGGUCCCCAAACACCUUAGCGCCCUGGAAACACCAGCAGUCUGCAUGGCUUUCUGCCACCCUGUUCCUACCCAGGGAAGAAGGGCUUGGCCAGUGCUGAGGCCAGGCUGCAGGCCUCGGGGGUCUUGGGAGUCAGGCAGAGUGAUACACCUUGGCGCUGAGGAUGUGCUGGACCCCAGAUGUGAGGAUUACAUCUGCGCUGUGACUACACCUGUCUCCCCUGAGUUCUGCAGCUCAGUAUACUGGAUUGCUGUGGCUUGUGGCUGAAUUCUGUUGGUAUUCUAACAUGGAAGUGAGUUUCCUACUUUAUGUACCUGGGUCUGAAUUGUAGAUCACUUCUGUGCCCAAAUGCUGGCACAUACUCCCACCGUCCUCUGUGUCUGCCAUGUUGGAGCUUUGACGUGGUGUAGAGCUCUAGGGUCCCAUUUUGGUCCUAAAUGAUCUGGAUCUGUGUAUAAUAAAUCUAUUGUGCAUACUUGUUCAUGUGUUUCUGGAAGAAACAUCUUUGUGCGUCAUCCGUGUUCCCACCUUAAAUUUUUAGAGUGCUUUUAAGCCUUGAAAACAAAAAACAUCUUAUUUUGUAUAUAAGACCCGUCCAGUUUUGUUUUUUGUUUUUCUAAUGAAUAAACGAAGUACUAUCCACAAAUUA
Molecule: messenger RNA, 5586 nt
Organism: Rattus rattus (black rat)
Lineage: Eukaryota; Metazoa; Chordata; Mammalia; Rodentia; Muridae
Gene: Ppp1r26
Product: protein phosphatase 1 regulatory subunit 26
Exons: 4
Coding region: 598-4083 (1161 amino acids)
Biological process (GO): negative regulation of phosphatase activity
Molecular function (GO): protein phosphatase inhibitor activity
Source: RefSeq, a predicted model, not a curated record